GUGUUUGCACACCUUCUCUCGGUUGGAUGCACGACAUGGUAUAUAACAAGCACAUUCUCCACUUAACACGCAUGCGCGCGAUGUGCUGUGUAAAAAUCUGCCACGAACAUAUGUAUUCGCAUGUAUUGAUAACAUUAUUUGUGCACGCGCUGCGCAUGUUAUGAUAGUAACCUUGACGUUGCGUAAAACACACGUGCUCGCCAAAGCCUAUCAGGACCAUAGAAGGCGUGUUGAUAUUUACGCGGCUUUGCGCAGACCGAUCGGCGAAUUAUGAUAAGAUAUCGCGAGAACAACUCGAAAGGUGCAAUUUAUUGCGCUCUCGCGGUACUCUGGUGUCAAACGCCGAACAAACUGCGUGGCGUGAGUCUGCACGUGUGUGACGUAACCAAUCAUAUUGAGCCCUUUUCGUUUCCGGUUUGAAGGAAUUCGGUGUGAGAACAUAACGCACGCGCUCGCAGCGUGUACCGGGACGUGACAGAUUUAUAUUUUAAUAAAGACAAUCAGAUUGUGCAAAAAUGCCGACAGUACGUCAGAAUGCUCUCUUCGGGAUGGGGAACCCGCUGUUGGAUAUCUCUGCAGUGGUGGAUAAGGAUUUUCUUGAUAAGUAUGGCUUAAAGCCCAAUGAUCAGAUUCUGGCAGAGGACAAACACAAAGCUCUGUUCGAAGAGAUUGUGAAGAAGAGUAAAGUUGAGUAUCACGCCGGAGGAUCCACACAGAACUCUGUUAAAAUUGCUCAGUGGAUGAUCCAGGAGCCUCAUCGGGUGGCCACGUUCUUCGGCUGUAUCGGUACAGACCACUUUGGGGAGAUUCUCAAGCAGAAAGCGGCUGAAGCUCAUGUGGAUGCUCAUUAUUAUGAACAGAGUGCAGAACCCACUGGAACAUGUGCGGCCUGCAUCACUGGAGACAGCCGAUCUCUUAUCGCAAACCUGGCAGCAGCAAACUGCUACAAUAAAGAAGAACAUCUUGAUGUUGAGAGAAACUGGAGUCUGGUGGAGAAAGCUCAAGUUUAUUACAUCGCUGGCUUCUUUCUGACCGUUUCUCCAGAAUCGAUUCUUAAAGUGUCCAAACAUGCGUCUGAUAACAACAAGAUCUUUGGUCUGAACCUCUCUGCACCCUUCAUCAGUCAGUUCUUUAAAGAGCCGCUGAUGAAAGUCAUGCCGUACGUGGACAUCAUCUUUGGGAAUGAAACGGAAGCGGCUACAUUUGCAAAGGAGCAAGGCUUUGAGACAGAUGAUAUCGCAGAGAUCGCUCGGAAGGUUCAGUCCCUGCCCAAAGUGAAUAAGAACAGGCAGAGGAUUGUGGUCUUUACUCAGGGCAGAGAAGACACUGUGGCCACUGUGGGUGAUCGAGUGAAAAUGUUUCCUGUUUUAGACAUUGACCAGAAUGAUAUUGUCGAUACGAACGGUGCCGGUGACGCGUUUGUCGGAGGUUUCCUGUCAGAGUUGGUUCAAGAGAAGUCUCUGGAGGAUUGUAUCCGGGCAGGACACUACGCCGCCCAUGUCAUCAUCCGGCGAGGUGGCUGCACCUUUCCAGAAAAACCUGAUUUCCACUAACUCCUAUCCUCCGUCGUUCCAUCUCAUUCUUUUGGAUAUUCCAGCAACACAAUCUGCAGUCUCUGCACGUGUUUACAGAUGUUAUUGCUAAACGGGCAUUUAUAAGGAUUACCGCGAACACUCCAGUGAGGUCAUGUGAAAAAAUAAAACCAGCGUUGUCUUUUAAACUACAUAUAAUUUCUGCAUCAUAUAUAAUCUAUUAGAGAUCCAUUCUCUCCUUUGAAAGUGCAUUUAUAUUUCUCAAAAGUGAUAGAUAUUGAGUUAACUUAACAGGAUUAUUUAAUGGAUUUUUGUCUUUCAGGUCUGAGUUGUUUUGAAAAGCCAAAUCGUAUCUUAAACGCACAAUGUUUAAAUUUGCAGAAUCUGUCUCAGAUGUGGACAUUUCUCCGCGAGUCUCUGGAAUGUAACAGGUCGACUGACUGUGAUCUUUACUUAAAUAAAAAGAUUUUAUUGUUCCAAAGUA
Triplophysa dalaica is the source of this 2016-nucleotide messenger RNA. It is a transcript of the gene adkb, whose product is annotated as adenosine kinase b. Gene Ontology annotation, biological process: purine ribonucleoside salvage. Gene Ontology annotation, cellular component: cytosol; nucleus. The record is from RefSeq and is a predicted model, not a curated record. Lineage: Eukaryota; Metazoa; Chordata; Actinopteri; Cypriniformes; Nemacheilidae. Gene Ontology annotation, molecular function: adenosine kinase activity. The transcript is spliced from 11 exons. Bases 516 to 1553 code for a protein of 345 amino acids.